AUGAGGACCAGAUCGUCCCUCCGCCACCCAAAAACCCCCUCCGCCGCCGCCGCUGCUCUGCCUCCACCUCCCCCCGAGAGCAAUCCCUCGGACUGCGCAAACGGGAUCGCCAGAAUCGCAGUCGCGCAGGUCUGCCAAUCGGUCGGUUUCAAGUCGGCGGAGGGCCCGGCCCUCGAAACCCUAACCCGCGUGGCUGGUCUUUACCUCAAAACCCUAGCCAAGGCGGCGGCGUCCUACUCCGGCGACAGCAAUCGCACCGAAUCGAAUGCCUUCGACGUCGUCAACGCCCUCCACGAGCUCGAAUCGGCGCAGGGAUUCGCCGGGGCGUCCGAUCCACGCGGCUGCUGUCUGGUGAGAUCGAGCGUGGUGAAAGACGCGCAGCGUUUCUUGAAUACUAUCGACGAGAUCCCCUUUGCGAAGCCGAUUCCGAGGGCGGACGGUUCGGGAUCGUCUCCGGCGCCGCCGUGCUCGGGUGCCCGGCCGAGGGGGAAGCACAUUCCGGACUGGUUGCCGGAUUUCCCCGAGGAGAGCACGUAUAGGGAGGAGGGAUGUGAGGGAAUCGUAGAGGGUAGGGAUGUGGAGUUGGCGUUGUGGGAGAGAACAAUUUCCUGCGGAGGAGAAGGAGAAGGAGUGGGAGCUGGUGGGAAAACUGGAGAAGGGAGUGGAGGGGAGUUGAGAAGGGAGAGGGAAAGAGUGAAGUUCCAGAUAUGCAAAAGGGAAGAAGCUACCCUCAUCGCGAAGAAGAGAAGAACAAUGGGACGGUGA
This is a messenger RNA of Linum tenue, 765 nucleotides long. The record is from the annotation of a GenBank genome assembly. Lineage: Eukaryota; Viridiplantae; Streptophyta; Magnoliopsida; Malpighiales; Linaceae.